GGGUUUCAGAAUAAAACGCCUCUCGUGAGAUAAAAAAAAAAACAAACUUCAGUUCGCGGGUUCCUCGUGAGGGCGGAAGUUCUCUGAACGCAGCACGUGACGCCGGUCCAGAACCAGCAGAACCAGAACCAGCAGAAUGUCGACCACGUCUCAGAAGCACCGAGACUUCGUCGGGGAGCCGAUGGGAGACAAACCGGUGACGGCGCUGUCGGGCAUCGGCGAGAUUCUGGGGAAGAAGCUGGAACAGCAAGGCUUCGACAAGGCGUAUGUGGUCCUCGGUCAGUUCCUGUUGUUGAGGAAAGACUCUGAGAUGUUCACCGAGUGGCUGAAAGACGCCAGCGGCGCAAACUCCCGCCAGGCCGGCUCAUGUGCUCAGUGCUUGAGGGAGUGGUGCGAUGCCUUCCUCUGAGACCCCGCCUCUUCACAUGAGACCCCGCCUCUUCACACGAGACCCCGCCUCUUCCUGUUCAUCUCUGCUGUUGUUUCCAGGUGAAUCUUUGGCCUACUUCCUGUUGGACGGUUGUGAUGUCACAGUGUCCCGACAGGUCUUAGUUCACCUGUUUUCAUCAGCUCGGUUCAUUGGACGACGUUUACGGAAAUAAAAGCUUUGUGUCUGAA
Molecule: messenger RNA, 618 nt
Organism: Larimichthys crocea (large yellow croaker)
Lineage: Eukaryota; Metazoa; Chordata; Actinopteri; Sciaenidae
Product: barrier-to-autointegration factor
Exons: 4
Coding region: 137-409 (90 amino acids)
Biological process (GO): chromosome organization
Cellular component (GO): condensed chromosome; nucleus
Molecular function (GO): DNA binding
Source: RefSeq, a predicted model, not a curated record